AUGGCUCCCAUUUCUACUCCAGAUGCCGCCUCUCCAUCCAUUAUUGAGCGCGUUCAAGAUUUUGUCGGCGAGCACAAGAAAACCAUUGCCAUUGCAGCGGCAGCAGUCGCCGUGGCUGGAGUUGGUGUAGCUUACUAUGCGUCCACUUCCAAACCUGCCGCCGGUGGGGGUGCUGGUGAUGCAGUCAAGUCAAAGGAGAAGAAGAAGAAGACUGGAAGUAAAGGCGCUAAAAAGGGCUCCAAGAAGACUAAUGACGCCGACGGGCCUAUUCUAGAGGAGAGAAAACCUAAGUCUGCAAAAGUCGAGGAUGAAAAGAGUGACACAUACUAUGACAAACUGAGCGCAGAGGAGAUUGCCUCCUUGCCCGAACAGGAACGAUCUUCUAUCGCCACCUCACUAAAAGCUCGGGGUAAUGCUGCCUAUCAAGCGCGCAAUUUCAACGACGCAGCCGAAUUCUACACGCGCGCUAUCCAAAUCUCCCCCACCCCAGAACCUGUCUUUUACAGUAACCGUGCUGCCUGCUAUGUCAACAUGUCACCUCCAAAACACGAACUCGUCGUUGAAGAUUGCGAUUCUGCUCUCAAACUUGACCCUAAAUACAUCAAAGCUCUCAAUAGACGUGCUAUGGCACUGGAGGGACUAGGAAGACUAGAGGAGUCCUUGAGAGACUUUACAUCUGCCACCAUCCUCGACAGAUUCCAGAACCAGACCACAGCCAAUGCCGUUGAGAGGGUAUUGAAGGUACUAGCUACUGAAAAGGCUGCGGCCAUCAUGAAGGAACGGGAACCAAGACUGCCAUCCUACACAUUCAUUUCAGCAUACUUCGCUGCAUUCCGACCACGCGCCCUACCUACAUUGCCCGAAAACCCAACAACGGGAGACCAAACUCUGCUGCUAGGAAUGCAGGCUCUGGAAGCAGCUGAUUACGUCCACGCUGUUACGCUCAUCAAUGAGUCCAUCGAGCAAGGCAUUUCAUGGGACAAGGGACGCGCUGAGGCCCUUAACCUGCGUGGUACAUUCAAAUUCCUGAUGGGCGAAAUACCCGGAGCGAAGGCCGACUUGGAAGAGUCCGUCAAACUCGAGCCCACCUUUACCCAGAGCUUGGUGAAGAUUGCCAGCGUGCAUAUGGAGCAGGGUGACCCCAAAGCCGCUUUUGAGGCAUUCGAACAGGCGGAGAAGGCUAACAGCAGUGAUCCUGAUGUGUGGUAUCACCGUGGACAAGUCCUAUUCAUUAUGAACGAGUUCCAGCAAGCUGCUGAUAACUACACCAAAUCUACAGAAUUGGACGAAAACUUCGUGUUCAGCCAUAUCCAACUAGCUGUUGCUCAAUACAAAAUGGGCGAGCUGGCUAAGAGUAUGGCCACUUUCAGGAAGACUUUGAGGUUGUUCCCUACCAGGAGCGAGCCUAGCAAUUAUUAUGGCGAACUUUUGUUGGAUCAACAACGAUUUGAAGAAGCAGUGGAGAAAUUCGAUAGGGCUAUCGAGCUCGAGAAGAACAAAACUCCAUCUAACGUUCUUCCACUUGUCAACAAGGGCCUUGCCCUCUACCAAUGGAAACAGGACAUUGGCGCUGCAGAGCGAUGCUGCAAUGAGGCUCUGCGGAUCGACACAGAGUGUGAGGCCGCUGUUGCGACACUCGCGCAACUGAGCUUGCAACAAAGCAAAAUCCCCGAAGCCGUCAAGAUGUUCGAGCGCCAAGCCGAACUUGCAAGGAGCGAGCCAGAGCUGGUCAGCGCGUUGACGUAUCAAUAUGCUACAUCUGCGCAAGUCGAAUUCUUGAAGACCUAUCCGGAUAUGGCUGCCCAGUUGAAUGCAAUCGCUCAGGGCAUGAUGGGCCCACAGUAA
Molecule: messenger RNA, 1845 nt
Organism: Psilocybe cubensis
Lineage: Eukaryota; Fungi; Basidiomycota; Agaricomycetes; Agaricales; Agrocybaceae
Exons: 12
Coding region: 1-1845 (614 amino acids)
Molecular function (GO): protein binding
Source: RefSeq, a predicted model, not a curated record